Fulmarus glacialis (Northern fulmar) is the source of this 8815-nucleotide messenger RNA. Its product is annotated as cubilin-like. The coding region runs from base 1 to 8622 and encodes 2873 amino acids. The transcript is spliced from 51 exons. Lineage: Eukaryota; Metazoa; Chordata; Aves; Procellariiformes; Procellariidae. The record is from RefSeq and is a predicted model, not a curated record.
AUGGCGGAGAGAAUCAGAAGAGUGAAAGUUCGAAAUGGUGACAGUGAGAUGUCUUCUCUUAUUAGCAAAUUCUGUCAUAGUACACUGAUAUCUCCAAUCACUUCUACCAGCAACAGUCUCUGGAUCAAGUUCAAGUCUGAUGCUUCUGUGCAAAGGGCUAGCUUCCGGGCCAUUUAUCAAGUUGCCUGUGGAGGCUCCUUGUCUGGAGCAGGCACUAUCCAUUCACCUUACUACCCCAGGAUGUCCCCUCACCCAAAGACCUGUGAGUGGAUCAUCUCCCAGCCAGCUAGCAAAGUAGUGAUUCUUAACUUUAUCGACUUUGACAUUCGAAAUACAACCACUUGUGACUCGGACUACAUUGAGGUCAGAGAUGGCAACAACACAGACUCUCCUCUUUUGGAGAAAUACUGUGGUACAGCUGUACCAUCUAGAGUGCAAUCUACACGGAACAAUCUCUAUAUCAAAUUCAAAGCUUCCUCUCUUACCAACCUUGGCUUCAGAGCUGAGUACUGGCCAUUAGAUACAGUAUGUGGAGAGACUCUCACUGCACCAGAAGGAACCAUUACAAGUCCUGGCCACCCAGAUGUCUACCCACAUGGUAUUAAGUGUACCUGGAUUAUCAACAUUCAACCCGGCUACCUUAUCCGCCUGACAUUCACUUCAUUUAACUUGGCAUUUGAUUAUAGUUGCAGAAAGGAUUAUCUUGAAAUAUAUGACAACAGCACUGUGCAAAAAUUGGGAAGGUACUGUGGAAGAUCAAUUCCACCAUCUCUCACUAGUGGUGGCAACAUGAUGAUGUUGUACUUCGUGAGUGAUGACAGCAUUGCAUCUGAGGGCUUCUCAACUAAUUAUAUCUCCCUGGAUGCAUCAAAAGUGUGCUCACACAACUACAGUACUGAAACUGGUGUGCUAACAUCUCCAAACUAUCCCAAUAACUACCCUGUCCGGACAGAGUGCAUAUACACCAUCACAGUGGGAAUAAACAGACAGAUUGUACUGCGCUUCACCAACUUCACCUUGCAAGGGAAUAAACGCUGUACAGAGGAUUAUGUAGAAAUCAGAGAUGGAGGCUAUGAAACUUCUCCUCCUCUUGGAAAAUACUGUGGUACAGACCUGCCUCCCAUUAUAAUCUCUCACGGUAACAAGCUGUGGAUAAAGUUUUUAAGUGACAUUUUUGGCACAAGACAGGGAUUUUCAGCAGAAUGGGAUGGUACAUCAGCAGGUUGUGGUGGGACUUUGAUGACAGCUUCUGGUAUCUUCAUGUCUCCCAACUACCCAAUGCCAUAUUACCACAAUUCAGAGUGCUACUGGUUGCUCAGAGGAAACCGAGGAACCCCAUUCGAAAUCGAGUUUGAACAGUUCCAUCUAGAGUAUCACCCAAAGUGCAACUUCGAUUACCUUGCGGUGUAUGAUGGCAACAGCAGUAAUGGUAAACAGCUAGGUAAAUUUUGUGGGAAUCAGAUACCACAACCCAUCCAUUCCAGUGGAGACAGUGUGUAUGUAAAACUAAGGACAGAUAACAGCCUGCGAGGUGGAGGUUUUUUAGCUAAAUACAAACAGGUUUGCCAUGAAGUACUGACUGUUAAUCGUAGCCAUGGCAUAUUGGAAAGUUUAAAUUAUCCAAAUAAUUACCCAUUAAAUGAGCACUGCCACUGGACUAUCCAAACUACAAAGGGGAACACACUCAACUAUAGCUUCACAGCCUUUGAUUUAGAAGAUGGAUCUGACUGUGACCGUGACUUCUUGAAGCUUUAUGAUGGGCCUGAUGUGCAAUCCAACCUGAUAGGCACUUUCUGUGGACAGUCUCUUCCACUGGCAGGGAGCACUACAGGCACCAGCCUUCAUGUGGUGUUUUAUUCUGAUGGACUGAACGCUAGAAGUGGGUUCCAGAUGCUGUGGCAUGUUAAUGGUUGUGGAGGAGAACUCUCUGGCCCUUCUGGUUCAUUUCACAGCCCUGGCUACCCCAAAAGAUACCCAAGCAAUAGGGAAUGCAUCUGGUACAUUCACACAGCGCCUGGUAGCAGCAUUCAACUCACCAUUCAGGAAUUCGACAUUGAAUAUCACCCAGACUGCAACUAUGAUGUUCUGGAGGUCUAUGGUGGCCCUGAUUUCCUCUCUCCUAGACUAGCCCGGCUGUGUGUUUCAAGAUCAGCACAGAACCCACUGCGUGUCUCUACUACUGGCAAUUCAGCCAUUGUCCAUUUCAAGACAGAUGCAGCAUUGACAGGGAAAGGUUUUAAUGCCUCCUGGCAAGAAAAUCUGGGUGGCUGUGGUGGUGUUUUCCAAGCUACCAGUGGGGAAAUCCAUUCUCCAAACUAUCCUCAACCAUAUAUUAAUAACACAGAUUGUUCUUGGGUUAUCCAAGUUGACUACAGCCACAGAGUCCUAUUGAACUUCACGGAUUUUGACAUUGAAAAUCACCAUUUGUGUAAAUAUGACAAUGUUGAAGUGUUUGAUGGUCCUAGCAAUGAAGCACCACUUCUUAGAAAACUCUGUGGAACACAGCAUCCUCCUCCUGUCACAUCCUCCAAAAAUCUGAUGUACAUCCGACUGCGCUCUGAUACAACCAUCCAGCACAGGGGCUUCAGCGCUCGCUUUACUGAAGCAUGCGGAAGUUUCAUAGAGUCAGAUUCAGUUGGGGCAGCAAUUUCCUCUCCUCUCUAUCCUGCCAAAUACCCAAACAAUCAGAACUGCAGCUGGAUUAUUCAGGCUCAGGAACCAUUCAACCACAUCACACUCUCAUUCACUGACUUUGAAAUUGAAAAUAAUAGACAAAACUGUACAACGGAUUUUCUGGAGAUUUUGGACGGGAAUAACUAUGAGGCUCCUCUUCAAGGUCGUUACUGUGGCACUACUAUACCACAUCCUAUCACUUCUUUUGGUAAUGCUUUGGUGGUGAAUUUUAUCUCCAACAACAACAUUACUGCCAGGGGCUUCCGUGCCACCUAUGCUGCAUCGUCAUCAUCCUGCGGGGGUACUUUCCACAUGGACAGAGGAGCUUUCAACAGCCCUGGCUAUCCCGAGCCAUAUCCGCUCAACACCGAGUGUGUCUGGACAAUUCUCAGCUCCCCUGGCAACCGGCUCCAGCUGUCCUUCAUAGCAUUUCAGGUGGAAGACAGUAGCAGCUGCACCAAAGAUUACCUGGAGAUUCGUGAAGGGAACGAUACAGGCACUCUGGCAGGACGAUUCUGUGGGAGCUCUUUGCCUUCAAAUUAUAUAUCUACUGUUGGACAUGUCCUGUGGGUCAAAUUUGUCUCAGACAACUCAGGCCCUGAUGUUGGCUUCAGGGCCACAUUCUCUCACUUGUAUGGAAAUGACAUUGUGGGAAACAGAGGACAAAUAGCUUCACCACAGUGGCCCAGAAGUUACCCUCACAAUUCCAAUUACCAGUGGCGGAUAAGUGUUAAUGCUUCACAAGUCAUCCAUGGCCAUAUCCUGCAGAUGGAUAUUGAAAAUCAUCACAGAUGCCGUUAUGACAAGCUAAAGGUUUAUGAUGGGCCCACCAUUCAUUCUCGUCCUAUUGCAACAUACUGUGGUGCAGACCCUGUUUCUUUUGCAUCUUCUGGCAGUUCAAUGACAAUUCAGUUUCAGUCAGAUUCAUCUGUGACCGGAAAAGGCUUUCUUUUGGAGUGGUAUGCAGUGGAUGCUUCUGCUGUUACACGCACCAUUACUAGAGGUGCAUGUGGAGGGACUGCAACAACUGAAGAAACACCUUCUUUUCUCUUCUCACCGGGCUGGCCCAUGAAUUACAGAAAUUUUGCUGACUGUGUGUGGCUUAUCAGAGCUCCUGGAUCCACUGUGGAGUUCAAUAUCCUAACCCUAGACAUAGAAUCUCACAGCUCAUGCAACUAUGACAAACUUAUUAUCCAAGACGGAGACACUAGUCUUUCUCCAGUGCUGGCUACUCUGUGUGGACGAGAACCUCCUGGCCCAAUAAGAUCAACCGGAGAGGCGAUGUUCAUCCACUUCAUAUCAGAUGCAAGUGUCACUGGAGCUGGGUUUAAUGCCUCUUAUCACAAAAGUUGCGGAGGCUAUUUGCACACAGGCAGGGGUGUGAUAACAUCCCCCAACUAUCCUCAAGACUAUGCUCCUAAUCUGAAUUGUUCCUGGCAUGUAGUGGUAACCUCUGGAUUUAUCAUUGCUGUCCAUUUUGAACAGCCUUUCCAGGUUAAGAGUGAGGAUACUUCCUGCAGCCUUGGAGAUUAUGUAGAGCUGAAGAAUGGGUUAGAUAAUGCUGCCCCACCUUUGGUGUCUGGAAGAGGGAAUGGACGGUUUUGUGGAAGCAGCUCCAUCUCUACCAUGUACACCACAGACAAUCAGCUGUUUGUCCACUUCAUUUCUGACAACAGGAAUGAGGGUCAAGGAUUCAAACUGAAAUACGAGGCUAAGAGUCUAGCUUGUGGAGGCAAUAUUUAUAUCAAUGAUUUCAACCCCAGUGGAUAUACAUCUUCCCCCAACUAUCCGAACAAUUAUCCCCAGCAUGCUGACUGUGUCUGGACCAUAACUGCUCCUAACGGACAUGCAGUAGAGCUGCAAUUUGAAGAUCAGUUUUACAUUGAACCUUCACCAAACUGCACUUCCAGUUACCUGGAGCUACGCAACGGCGCCGACUCCACUGCCCCCAUCAUUGCCAAGCUGUGUGGAGGUUCGAUGCCAGGCUUGCAGAGAUCCUCAGGAGCUGUUAUGUACCUGAAGUUCAAGUCUGACAGCAGUGCCACGCAUGUGGGAUUCAAUGCUAAAUACUCCAUUGCUCCCUGUGGCGGGACAGUGAUAGGACAAACUGGCAUCAUUGAAAGCAUGGGGUAUCCUGAGCUUCAUUAUCAAGACAACCUACUGUGUGAAUGGUUCCUGCAGGGUCCCAGGGGCCACUAUCUUACCAUCAGACUAGAAGGACUAGAUAUUCAAAACUCCUCCGAGUGCACAAAUGACUUUGUGGAGAUCCGAGAAUACAACACUUCUGGAAAUUUGUUGGGCAAGUACUGUGGUAAUACUCUCCCUGAUGCUGUGGACACCUCUGACAGUUUUGCUUAUGUCAAGUUUGUCACUGAUGGAUCAGUCAAUGCCCGAGGAUUCAGACUGCGCUUUGAUUCCAGCACUGAAGAAUGUGGUGGGGAUUUUUCUGCCCCUGUCGGAACAUUUACUUCGCCCAACUAUCCCAACCUAUACCCACAUAAUCGAGUGUGUGAAUGGAGGAUCACAGUGGAAGAAGGCCGACGUGUGACUCUAACCUUUAAUGAUAUGAAAACGGAAGAACACUGGAGGUGCUCAUCAGAUUAUGUGGCUGUUUACAAUGGCCUCAGACAGAACUCUCCCCAGCUGGCCAAGCUGUGUGGUGAGGUAAAUCCAGGCACUGAGGUGAAAUCCUCUGGAAACACAAUGAAAGUCAUUUUGGUGACAGAUAUGUCUCGUGCAACCAGAGGUUUCAGUGUCUCAUACACAUCUAGUGAAGAUGCAGUUUGUGGUGGAACCCUGAUGGGAUAUGCAGGUGGGAAUUUCUCUUCUCCUUGUUAUAAUGGUGUCAAAAAUUACACAAGUAACCUGAACUGUGAAUGGACCAUUGAAAACCCCUCCCACUAUAAUUCAUCCAUAUAUAUCUCUUUCGAGGAUUUCCACUUGGAACAUCACCAGGACUGCCAGUAUGACUACCUCGAGUUACAAAUAGGGGAUGCUGACGGAGAGCUAAUAGCCAGACUUUGUGGUCAGGCAGCACCAUCUGUGCCACUAGUCAUAGCUGCCCCCCAGAUCUGGGUACACUUUGUAAGUGAUGAAAACACAGAAGAUAAAGGAUUCUUGGCCUAUUACACGUUUGAAGCCUGUGGUGGUAUACAGUCAGGUGAAAGGGGAGUUAUCUCAAGUCCUAACUACCCAGAGCCUUACAGCAACCUGAAUCACUGCUCCUGGUUGUUGGAAGCCCCUGAAGGUGAAACCAUCACUCUUACUUUUACAGCCUUCCAUGUUGAAAAUCACUCCCUUUGUAAGUGGGACUCUGUUACUAUCCUGAAUGGCGGCUCUCCUGGGUCUCCUGUCAUAGGAAAGUAUUGUGGAAACACAUCCCCUGGGACUAUUCAGUCUGGUUCCAGCAAGCUAGUCGUCAUCUUUAACUCUGAUCACUCAAUUCAGGGAGGUGGUUUUUAUGCAACAUGGACAGCAGAAUCUCUAGGAUGUGGUGGAAUCAUUCAUUCAGAUAAUGGUAUGAUCAAGUCUCCUCACUGGCCUCAAAACUUUCCCGUGAACACCAGAUGCACAUGGACCAUCAUUACGCAUGAAAGCAAACACUUGGAGAUGAACUUCCACAGUAACUUCCAGAUCCCAGAUAGCAAUGGAAGUUGCCAGAGCAGUUAUGUGAAGGUGUGGAGAGGAAAUGAUGAAGAAGCAACAGCUUUGUUAACCACAGGAUGUGGAAGUUCAGCUCCUGAUCCUGUUGUUGCUCCAAACAAUGUGAUAACUACAGUAUUUCAGUCUCAGGAUGCUCCUGGGCCAGGUUUCUCUGCAUCUUUCGUAAGCAGAUGCGGAGCAAAUUUCACCAGCCCUGCAGGUCGUAUCGUCUCUCCUAACUACCCUAGUCAGUAUGAUAACAACUUGAACUGCAGUUAUAUCAUAGAUCAGGGACCACAGUCACUGGUGAUUCUAGAGUUUGAGACUUUCCACUUGGAAGCUCCAGCACUCUUGAGCAGAAUUUGUCUUUAUGAUGGAGUAAGCAUCUACAGUGGGACCAGGGUUACGCCGCAUCCGCUCAUCACGCUCUGUGGUAAUGAGCUCCCUGCCCCAGUCAGUGUCUUUGGACCUAUGCUGCUCAACUUCUACAGUGACUCCCAUAUUGCAGGCUUUGGAUUCCAGGCAAGAUACAGAGCAAUUGCUUGUGGUGGCAUUUUCAAUGGCUCUGUUGGUGUUAUCAGCAGUCCGGCCCAUUCAGUUCUUGAUUAUCACAACAACAUGAACUGCUCAUACUACAUCACAGUUGGAAAUGGCAAAGUAGUGGCCCUCAAGUUCAAUAGCUUCCAGCUUGAAAUAUCUCCCUCCUGCUACAAAGAUUAUGUGGCUGUAUAUGACGGCUCAGACACCCAUGCUCCUCUUCUCGGGAAAUUCUGUGGCUCAGAACUGCCUCCGAAUAUUAAGAGCGCCAGUAAUAACUUGUUCGUGGUGUUUAACACUGACUUCUUUGGAGCAGACAGGGGAUGGAAAGCAUCUUUCAGGGAGACCUUAGGACCUCAGAAUGGCUGCGGUGGUUACUUGACAAAUUCAGCUUACAGCUUUGGCUCUCCAGUCUCCAAUGUGACCAGAAGAUAUGAGAAAAAUCUGGACUGUGUAUGGAUCAUAACUGCACCUGUGAACAAACUGAUCAACCUCACCUUCACCUCAUUUGUGCUUGAAGCACAGUCUUCUCAGGCUUGCCGAUAUGAUUAUGUCAAACUUUAUGAUGGAUAUAAUGAAAAUGCCAUUUUAGUUGGCACAUUCUGUGGAUCUACAACGCCAGCUCCUUUUCUUUCUACCCACAAUUCCUUAACUGUGGCAUUUAUCACAGACAAUUCUGUGGAAAGGGAGGGUUUCAAUGCUACCUACACCACAGUGGAUCGACUGUGUGGAGGAAUUUAUAAUGCAACUUCUGCAUCCCUGACUGCAACAUCUCCUAACUUCCCAAAUGAAUAUCCACCGUUUACUCUCUGUACUUGGGUCAUUGAUGCCCCUCCGCAGCAGCAAGUCAGGGUGGUGGUAGAUGCCUUCCACCUUCAUUCCAGCCAGGACUGCUCUCAGAACUACCUGGAGUUCCAGGACUCGCCAACACACAGCCAAGGAUCAGUCCAUAGAUUCUGUGGCACUGAAACUUUUCUAGUCCCUGAAUUUUAUUCUUACGAUCGCACGGCCAUCGUGACUUUCAAAUCAGAUGAAUAUAUGACUAACAAUGGAGUCAGAUUUACCUAUCAAGCUACAGGUUGCAGCAGAGAAUAUAACCAGUCAUUUGGUUACCUGAAGAGCCCUGGCUGGCCUGGUCGUCACCCCAAUAAUAUGGACUGUUCUAUCAUUCUACGAGCUCCCCUGAAUCACACAAUUUCUCUCUUUUUCCAUGCUUUCAGUUUGGAAGACAGCAUCCAAUGUUCACGUGAUUUCCUAGAGGUCAGAAAUGGGAGUGAUGUGCAAUCACCACUACUUGGCAGGUUCUGUGGAAACACUGUGCCCAGUCCCAUCUUCCCCAAAAAUCAUGUUGUCUACCUUCGUUUCAAGAGUGAUUUUUCAGGGGCUCAUGAUGGAUAUGAAAUUACUUGGACUUCAUCAUCAAGUGGAUGCGGAGGAACAUUAUACGGCAGUGCUGGCUCAUUUGCUAGUCCCAGCUACCCUGCAACUUACCUCAACAACACUGACUGCGAGUGGGCCAUUACUGUGCCCAAGGGACGAAUUGUCACAGUGAACUUUGAUUUCAUCAGCAUCGAUGACCCAGGGGAUUGCAGUAGCAACUAUCUGAUCCUUUACAACGGCCCAGAUGCCAGCUAUCCCCCAGCCGGGCCAUACUGUGGGAUGGAUACAAACAUCUCUCCAUUUACUGCUACAUCUCAUCAAGUCUAUAUAAAAUUUCAUGCUGAAUAUGUGACUUUACCAUCAGGAUUCCAGUUAAGCUGGACGAGCUAGAACACUGUCUAGGAGAAAUAUAUUACCGUUCCUUGCUGUACUGAAGAGACUUGUGAUCAUAAAAUAAGUUUGAAAUUUGGUUACGAUAAUUGCAACUGAAGUAAGGCCUUUUAAAAAUCACUGUAAGUGUAGCUGUUACAAAUUUAGAAUUCUGUCAAAAAAAUAUGAUCUCCCAUUGUACUGAAAAUAAACU